AUGGAUGUGAAAACACCUGGAGAGGUUCCAGCAACAGGAGCUUGGAGAGAUUUCACAAACUGGGACUUGUGUUCAUGGGAGAGGAAGAGAUCAGUGUCAAAACCGCUGGGACCUGGACACGGAUGCUGCGGACGGAGGACGCACCAGCGGCCAGUUCGGGGCGGCCAGAGUGCGGUGACUGCGGGGAGGUGGAGAAGCUGUACAUCUGCUCGGGCUGCGGCCUGGCGUUCACCUCGUCGUUGGAGCACCCGGGCCACAGCUGCGUGCCAUCAGGGGCUUACCCACAGGGGCAGCAGGAGCAGCACCGCCUCCCGCUGUACCCGCCGCCCGAGGAGGGAGGCGGAGCGGGUUCCGUGCCUGACCGGCCCUUCGCGUGCGGGGUCUGCGGCCUGGCGUUCGCCCAGCCCUCGGAGCAGGAGUCCCACGGCUGUGACCCGCCACCUCGGGCGCCCCUGCCACUUCGUCUACUCGUCCACGCUGGCCCCCCAGGCUUCCACCCCCGGGCCGCUGCCCCUGGGCAGGAGGCACGGCGGGCCGGGCCCGGGCAAGCUGUACCCGUGCCUGGCCUGCGGUAGGGUCUUUGGCCGCUCGUCGAACCUGGCCCGGCACAGGCGCAGCCACACGGGGGCCCAGCCUUACCAGUGCAGCGACUGCGGUAAGCGCUUCAACUACCCCUCGGAGCUGGAGACUCACCAGCGGGUCCACACGGGCGAGCGGCCCUUCACCUGCGCCGUCUGUGGGAAGGGCUUCACCCAGUCAUCCAACCUGCUGACCCACCAGCGGGUCCACACGGGCGAGCGGCCCUUCACCUGCUCGCUGUGCGGGAAGGGCUUCACCUGCUCGUCCAAGCUGCUGACCCACCACCGGGUGCACACCGACGAGAGGCCCUUCUGCUGCCCGGUCUGCGGCAAGCGCUUCAAGAGCUCCAAGGAGCUGAUGAUGCAUCAGCGCAUCCACACGGGCGAGCGGCCCUUCCGCUGCCAGCACUGCGAUAAACGCUUCACCCGCUCGUCCGACAUGCUGACCCACCAGCGGGUGCACACCGACCGCCGGCCCUUCUGCUGCCCGGCCUGCGGCAAGCGCUUCAAGAGCUCCAAGGAGCUGAUGCAGCACGAGAGGGUGCACACCGACGAGAGGCCCUUCCUGUGUGGCCUGUGCCCCAAGCGCUUCAUGUACUCGUCCAACCUGCUGCGGCACCAGCGUAUCCACCUGGAGAGGGCUGAGCCCCAGCCGCUGCCCACUCCUCCAACACAGCCCGCUGGCGCCCCAGCCCCCCGCUCCCCGCCACACCUCGAGGCACUGCUGCGGCCCAACUGCUGAGGGUGCACUGGGGUGGGGGCACACACACAGAGAGAGAGAGGACCUGAGGAGUAGGAUGGACGACAAGAGACAGACAGAGAGAGAGCACGUGCCAUGAUAUGGAACCACACGUGAAUUUAUCCAGUCAUUAUUAUCAUGUUGCAGUUUGUGAGACUGUUGUGUGAAUGAGACACUGCCCUGUCCAGUCGUCAGCAGUAGGGAUGGAAUUCAAAGGGUUACUUCAGUUUGGACUGUGACACGCUGCCGAUGCGCACUGAACUGGCAAAUGGUGCUAGGCGAAUGAAUAUCCCCCACGCCCCCCUCUUUGGUAUAUAUUUAUUGUACAGUGACAAUCCCCUCUUUUCCCCAUGUAUGUACUGACGUUAAUGCAAUAAACUGUGAA
This is a messenger RNA of Stegostoma tigrinum, 1702 nucleotides long. RefSeq names its product zinc finger protein 696-like. The transcript has 3 exons. Bases 1 to 1320 code for a protein of 439 amino acids. Lineage: Eukaryota; Metazoa; Chordata; Chondrichthyes; Orectolobiformes; Stegostomatidae. The record is from RefSeq and is a predicted model, not a curated record.